Molecule: messenger RNA, 621 nt
Organism: Talaromyces marneffei
Lineage: Eukaryota; Fungi; Ascomycota; Eurotiomycetes; Eurotiales; Trichocomaceae
Exons: 2
Coding region: 1-621 (206 amino acids)
Biological process (GO): protein import into mitochondrial matrix
Cellular component (GO): TIM23 mitochondrial import inner membrane translocase complex; mitochondrial inner membrane
Molecular function (GO): transmembrane protein transporter activity
Source: RefSeq, a predicted model, not a curated record
AUGGCUAUCUGGGACUCGUUCAGCGGCCGCAAGGCGACCACAACUCAAGAUACCUUCGACCCCAGCUCUGCGCAAGACGUAUCCUCCUUCUUGGGACAGGCAGCAUUCCCAGACCCUUCUCAACUUCACCCUCUCGCCGGCCUCAACCAGGACACGCUUGAUUAUCUCUCGCUAGAAGACUCCGCCUUAGAUGUACUCCCCGGCUCGCGGUCAGCUCUACCCUCAAGGGGCUGGUCUGAUGAUCUCUGUUACGGUGCCGGAUCGACAUACUUGGCUGGACUUACGAUAGGAGGAGCCUGGGGAUUAGUAGAAGGCCUCCAACGGACACCGGCCAACGCUCCCCCCAAGCUGCGUCUCAACGGUGUACUUAACUCGAUUACUCGACGAGGACCAUUUCUGGGAAACAGCGCGGGUGUUGUGGCUAUGGUUUAUAAUGGUAUCAACUCAAUGAUUGGAUAUACUCGUGGCAAGCAUGAUGCAGCCAACAGCAUCGUCGCUGGUGCUUUGAGUGGGAUGAUUUUUAAGAGUACCCGAGGCACACGACCUAUGCUUAUUUCUGGCGGUAUUGUUGCUAGCAUAGCCGGAGCAUGGACUGUUAUCCGAAAGGCUGUUUUCGAGUAA